Lactuca virosa is the source of this 2592-nucleotide messenger RNA. The record is from the annotation of a GenBank genome assembly. Lineage: Eukaryota; Viridiplantae; Streptophyta; Magnoliopsida; Asterales; Asteraceae.
AUGGACAAUUUUCUCCCCACCUGGGUUGAUUAUGGCAGUAGUACCCCUAGGGAUGGUGGCGGUGACUGUUGUGAGUGGGAGAGGGUAAAUUGCAACGCAACCACCGGGCAUGUAACAGACCUCUCUUUUUACUAUUUGAGAGGGAUGAUAGGCGAUAACAUGGAGUUUGGGAGCAAGUUGUGGCCACUGAAUGUUUCCUUGUUUCUUCAUUUUAAAGAGUUGAGAAGUCUAAAUUUGUCAUAUGAUUAUCUUGAUGAAGAGAUUAUGAAGACAGAACUUGAAAGGUUGUCAAGUUUGAAGAAGUUGGAGGUACUAGACCUUAGUGGGAAUCGUGAUAUCGAUAACGACAUCAUUCCAUCAUUAAAGACACUCACUUCACUCAAAGUCUUGGAUCUUAGCGACACUAGCUUGAAUGGAAACUUCCCUACCAAUGAAUUAUCACAUCUGACUAACCUCGAGGAGCUGGAACUAAAGAAUACUGAGCUCAAUGAAACACCAAAUAUCCAAGCUUGUAAGAGCUUAUCAAGAUUGAAGAGGCUGGAGAGUAUAGAUCUUUCAGGCAACAAAAUUCAACAAGAGCAUCAUAUCAUGCCUAACUGCCCUCCCGUCCCUCAAGAUUCUUCAUCUUUCAAAUUCUCCUUCACUGGGAAGUUCCUUUCCUGUCCAAGGCAUGUUCAUUUCAAAACGAAAUUUCAUGAUUUGUUUGAUUUGGAAGUUCUCCUCUUGAGAUUUAAUGGUUUCAGUGGUACACUACCAAUGGAAGGUUUUGCAUCUUUCCACCGUUUGGAGGUCUUAGAUUUGAGUCACAACAGUUUUGUUGGGAGCAUCCCUUCAUCAAUACAGGCAUUAUCUUCAUUAAGAGCUCUCUCAUUCGCUAACAAUGAACUCAACGGCUCAUUACCUGAGCAUGGUUUCUGUGAGUUGAACAACCUCCAUGAAUUAGAUCUUAGUCACAACAUGUUCGAUGGAAUUCUGCCUCAAUGUUUCAACAGUCUAUCAUCUCUUAGCUCAUUCUCCAAUCAUAAAAAGCUUGAGGUAGUUCGAUUCAGAAGUGACAAUGACAUAUUUGAGGUGGAGACAGAGGAGCCUAUAGAUUGGAUUCCAAUGUUCCAGUUGAAAAUUCUUGAGCUAUCUAAUUGUAAUAUGAAAAUGCCUAAAGGACGUAUUAUUCCUGGGUUUCUACUUCACCAACACAAUUUACGGCAAGUAGACAUGUCUCACAACUCCUUGGAGGGACAAUUACCAAAUUGGUUAAUUAGGAACAAUUCAAAUCUGGAAGUUCUUAUUCUACGUGAUAACUUGUUUGGUGGUAUGCCGCUGCAUAUGAAUGCUAAUAUGAAGUGGUUGGAUGUGUCUCAAAAUCACAUGAUAGGUACUAUUCCAUAUGACAUACCAAAGUUCUUUCCCAACAUAAGUAUUUUGAAUUUGUCUAUGAAUGCUUUAAGUGGUGUUAUCCCUUCCUCAGUUGGUGAAUUGAGUAAAUUAUGGGUACUAGAUUUAUCUGAGAAUGAGUUAUCUGGUGAAGUGCCAAAGGGAUUGUUUACAAACACCUCCAAAUUGGGUUUCUUAAAACUAUCAAACAACAAGUUGCAUGGCCAGAUACUCUCAGGAAAUUUAAGUUGGAGUAAUCUCCAAUGGGUUUAUUUAGAUAGCAACCAUUUCACAGGGCAAAUUGGAAUUAAAAGCAAACAAAAAUUUGAAUCUCUGACUCUUCUGGAUAUAAGCAAUAACUUUUUUACAGGUUUGAUCCCGGAUUGGCUUACCAACAUGAGUAGCUUGUCUGAACUUGUGGUGAGAAAUAAUAGUUUGGAAGGCAGGUUUCCUUGUGGAGCAGCUUUUUUCUCAUUUCUUGAUAUCUCACAAAAUUCUUUUUCUGGGCCCAUCCCAUCCUGCUCAAAUUUGCAAUAUAUGGAGCAUCUUCAUUUGGGUUCCAACAGAUUCACUGGAUCAAUUCCCAAUUUCUUUCGUAAUUUGACUAAUGUUUUGACUUUAGACAUCGGCAACAACGACUUGUCAGGCAUGAUUCCUAAAUUUCUUGGCGAACUAUCCAAUUUAAGGAUUCUUCUUUUGAGAAAAAAUAACUUUAGCGGUUUGAUUCCGAGGCAGGUGUGUCAAUUAAGUAAUAUGAGUUUCAUAGACUUAUCCGAUAACUCAUUUUCUGGCUCAAUACCUAGCUGCCUACAUAAUAUUACCGGCCCAAGUGACCUUGUUUUCUUAAAAAGAAGCAAAUCACUGUAUUCGUAUGAUUCCUCUUACCAUUAUGAGAGUAUUAUAUGGGGGUUGCGUUCAAUCUUCCUUGGAGGUGAAGCCUUGGGAAUACAAGACGAAGUACAGUAUACAACCAAAAGUCUCUUUCUCCGCUACAAGGGUGGCAUCCUUGAUUACAUGACAGGAUUGGAUUUAUCCAGUAACAGUCUUAUUGGUGAAAUUCCAGAAGAACUCGGGUUUCUAACCCAACUUCGUGCUCUAAACCUGUCUCACAAUCAGCUGAAUGGACCAAUUCCUGUGAGCUUCUCAAAUCUUGCAAAGAUAGAGAGCUUGGACCUUUCUUCAAAACGGGUUGACCGGCACAGUUCCAUCAGAACUCAUUAA